Penicillium arizonense is the source of this 2340-nucleotide messenger RNA. RefSeq names its product COG1/VPS51 family protein. Gene Ontology annotation, cellular component: COG complex; Golgi apparatus. The coding region runs from base 1 to 2340 and encodes 779 amino acids. Gene Ontology annotation, biological process: intra-Golgi vesicle-mediated transport. NCBI's taxonomy places the organism in Eukaryota, Fungi, Ascomycota, Eurotiomycetes, Eurotiales, Aspergillaceae. The record is from RefSeq and is a predicted model, not a curated record. The transcript is spliced from 3 exons.
AUGGCCCCCGAGGCACCUGAUCCUCAGAGCCUGAAGUCAUGGCAUGAUGCCUUUCAGUAUCCGAUUCCCACGGUUCGCCGUGUGGAACAGGAGUUGCGCCGGGACAUUGCGAGCAAUAAGGAGAAGCUCCGAGCUCUCGUGGGAAUGAGAUACCGCGAUUUGGUGGGAACUGCCGAGACAAUUGUGGCUAUGAACCGCGAUAUCCAGGACGUGGAAACCGUUCUCGCCGAUGUUGGACGCCGAUGCAACCCCCGACUGGUGGAAAGGAAGCAUGUCCAUGGUAGACAAAUUAAGUGUGGUGAUGUGGAGAAGGACGCAGAUAAACAUGCCUUCGGCGCUCAGCUUGCGCUCCUACAUAGGUGUACCACAUCUAUCACCAGACUUUUACGACGCCGUGCAUCUCUUCUGCUAAUCUCCAAGAUUCUCGUUGUCUCCCGACUACUACAUAAGACAUUAUCGCAACACGAAUCAGUUCCUCCAUUCCUUGAUGAUCUGCGGAAUCAACUGGCAUCCCUGCGGCGAACGCUUCUCAAACGAAUUGAAAAGCGCCUUGCUUCCACCGGGGCAACGGAAGAUAAUAUCAUCGAGUCGUUGGCGGCGUAUUGUCUCGCAACUAGCUCUUCUUCCGAUGAUGCGAUCCACCAUUUCCAUCAAGUGCGUCUGGAUGUCAUUGCAAGCCAGUUCGAUCUGUCUCGUGAGAAUAUCCCAAAGGCCCUUCAACUAUUCGUCCGGACACUGCAGGCAUCGAAGGUCCUGCGACACCGUCAGUUCUCAGACGUGCUUUCGAAACUCAAGGCUCGACCGAUUCUCGCAGACCCGGAGAUUCGCAGUCUAGAUGGACUGGAAGUUGAAGUUCUGGGUCGAUGGGUGGCUCCAGAUGUCAAAAACUUCACUCCUUGGAUCAAGUUGAGUGAGCUAAAUAGGACUGAUGGAGUUGACUCGAUUAAAGAUUGGUCACUUCAGGCGUUCGAGAAAUUCGCUGAAGGCUGCGAGAAAGACCUGGCUCACAGCAACGACUUCUCUGAGCUUCUCUCCCUGCGUACGGCAACUAUUGAAUUAUGGCUCUCGUCUUGGGGUUCAACCAUCAUCCAUGGAUCACUUGAUGUGUUGGAGAGGCUGCGAAAGAUCUUCAAUGACCAGCUAUCACGGAUCCUAAAGGUACAAGCACUGAGUUUGGAAGAGGUCGGAGGCCGGGCUUGUUCCAUUGUCUUGGACUGGGAAAAAAAAGAGCAUGAAUCUGUUGGUUCUCUGUGGGAUGGUGAUCUCAUUGUCGCAGAGUACUCAAAUGGCGCACAGACAUUUAAACAAACUGUGGCAGACAGACUGCUUGGUCGGGAUGAAGACGUGUCGACUGUUCUCGUUACGUAUAAAGCGUGGCUCACAUCAAUCCAAGAAGUAAAUGAGUCUAUCGUCUCUCUGCGUCGCAUGCGGUGGACAGAUAUUCUCGUUGGUGGAGAGGUUGAGGACGAAGAUAUUGACAUUACGCCUCGACUCAACGAGGAUGACCCACGUCUUCUGUCUGAUGCUCUGCAUUCCGCAGUCCGGGAGUCAUUCAACAACCUACAAACAUCAUUUAGUAGCGCAUUCAAAUCAUUCGGCUCAUCGCAUUCGAGCGAAAAGGCUACUUUUCUGCUAAGGCUCAUUCGAUUGGUACGGCGUGAUAUCCCGGCCAGAUUUGUGGCAGCGGACUUUGUCUUCUCAAGUGAUAUUGUUCCGGAGUUGCAGAAGUUGCUUGCCUCAGAAGCUGUCGCCAAGGCCGGCUCCUUGAAGAUGUUGCCAUCUUCGAAGACGCAUCCACAAACAGGCAAAGCCAAGAUGGUACCAGGUCGGUCAUUAUGGGAAGGCAACCCAGCCGUACCAGUUCAGCCCUCUGCGUCGACUUUCAAGUUCCUGCGUCGUCUUACUUCAACGAUGGACACCUGCGGGUCAGAUCUGUGGGAUCCCUCAACGGUGCAAGCAUUGAAACAAGCCCUGAAGAAAGAACUAGAGACUGCUAUUGCAUCCUCUCUCGAUGAUCUCGAAAGCCCAGACUCCCCAAGCAAGGCCGAGACCAAUGAUGAAGAGCCUGCCACAAAAGGUGACAAGGAUCAAGAGAAGAAGCCCGUAGAAUACAAUGCCGAAAGCCAAGUCGAAGCCCUGCGGGACUGGAAGAUGCAGCUCUUCUUUGAUUCUCUAUAUCUGUCCAGGAUGCUCGGUGAGCAAUAUCAGCUGGCUGAUGUUGUCGCCCGUGCUCAGAAGAGUGCUGAUCCUAGCGCCGAAGCUGUGGAAACGAUUAGGCAAUCUGCAAACGAGUACUGGGCUCGGACAGAGCUGCUCUUUGGCUUGUUGGCGGAACAUUGA